This is a messenger RNA of Silurus meridionalis, 939 nucleotides long. It is a transcript of the gene knstrn, whose product is annotated as kinetochore localized astrin (SPAG5) binding protein. Bases 208 to 825 code for a protein of 205 amino acids. Lineage: Eukaryota; Metazoa; Chordata; Actinopteri; Siluriformes; Siluridae. Gene Ontology annotation, cellular component: centriolar satellite; mitotic spindle; microtubule plus-end. The transcript is spliced from 7 exons. The record is from RefSeq and is a predicted model, not a curated record. Gene Ontology annotation, biological process: regulation of attachment of spindle microtubules to kinetochore; spindle organization; mitotic sister chromatid segregation.
AGAAGAAGAAGUUGUCGGAAGUGACGCAAAUAUUUUGAACGUUGCGCGCGCUGACGGUGCUGUUCGGUUAAACGCAGAUGAAGUGGUCUGGGAGCUGAGAGUGAAACAUCACCCCUAAGAGCACAUUCACCCCCCGGAUUCAGCCUUGUUCCAGCAUUCUCCUGUUCACAUUCAGUGUUUUUGUGAUCAUUUCGUUCCCAGGACACGAUGAAGAGAGCAGACAGAGCUCCAGGGAAAGAUUCAGCGAUUCCCACUCAUCCCAGUUUAGCAUCUAAGAAAGCAAUCAUCAAGACUGAUCCUGAAACUAUGAUCAGAAAAAAUCCAGUGAAAAGUCUCAAAGGACCCUCAGUAAGAUUUGGCCACCAAAAUGAUGUGAAGGAACAAAAUCGGCUUUUGAUGGGAGCCAAUGAAGAUCUGCAGAAGCAGAUUUCAGAAUUAAAGGAAAGUGUCUCCGUAUUAGAACAACGCUGCAGUGAUCUUCAGGAAAACAACACUGGAAUAAAGAAGCAGCUCAGAGACUGUCAUGCACUUCUCAUUGCGGAAAACCUCGAUCCGGUUUCAGGGGAGAAACUUGGUGAAGCAGCAGAACAGAUGACAGGACAAAGAGAAGAACUCAUGACCGUUUCCCAAAAACUGUUGAUGGAGCUGAAACAGUUUGAGGAUUUUACAAAAGAGCACAGAACCCAUUUAACAGAGGUGCAGAACACCAUGGGAAGUCUUAAAGAAGCCAGAGACAAGCUUUACCUGGAAAGAGAAUCAUUUUGCACCUAUGCUGAGACGAUGGAGAGAGCGCUGGAGGAGGCAGAGAGGCUGCUGAUAGAUUAAAAGUAUUGUCUGUGAGGAGGGUUUUUUUUUUUCCAUUUUGUGAAUAAAAAACUUUUUGUCGGUUAUGGUUCCUGAGUUCUUGUGAAAUAAAAAAAAAUGUACAAAGAUAUUAAA